Molecule: messenger RNA, 3105 nt
Organism: Truncatella angustata
Lineage: Eukaryota; Fungi; Ascomycota; Sordariomycetes; Amphisphaeriales; Sporocadaceae
Exons: 6
Coding region: 1-3105 (1034 amino acids)
Source: RefSeq, a predicted model, not a curated record
AUGGCCAGGCUGGGGCUUGAUCAGGUUACUCUUUUGAUGAUGUUCAAGGGCGCGGUUGCUCCAACCAUUGCGAUAUCGAUACUACAGUCAAAAGAAGUUGCUGAAUACUACACCACCUUAGGUUAUUUGAUAGGCAUCAUCAGUAUCCUGUCAUUAUCUAUCCUGCCACGUGGCAAGUUUCUGCAGACAUUGACGCUCAAUGUUCUCUUUGCUUGUGCUGGAGCGGCUAUAGCCCUUUUGAUUAUGUGGUCAGCCCUUCAAGCCCGACUGCAUACGGAGUCUAGGCCAUUGGAUCCCAGUACCGGACUGCCACCAUAUAAUCCGAGCCAGUCGGUUGUCUCGGCGGUUUGGCUCUUCUUCGUCAUCUGGUUCGCCAACACGAUAAGAGCAAAGUAUCCUACCAUGAACGUGCCCGUGAUUGUAUUCUCUAUAUUCACCAAUAUUUCAGCCACUUACAGCCCAAUCAUGACGAGCAAUGCUGCGUUCGAGUCACUGGUCAAACGACUGCUCACUGCCAUGCUCACAGCUUUCGGCAUUGGGUUUGCUUGCUCAUUGCUAAUCAUACCUGUACCUAGCCGUAAGGUUUCAUUCGGCCAAAUCAAAGGAAUGAUGAUGCUCUUACGCGGGGCGGUAAAACAGGAAAAGGUUUACAUGCAGAGUCUCGAACGGGAGGACAUGUUUGCGAUACUACACAAUGUCAGCUCAGCGGUUGACGGAGGAGGAUGGAACAACCAAUCAAAGAAGAGCCCAGAGCCUGUUACUGCGGCGGAGGCAACCGCCUUGAAAGCCACGAUCGCCAAUAUUCGACAAUUGGCUGGCAAAGUGCAGGCUGACUUGGCAUUUGCGAAGAGGGAUUUCUCGUGGGGCAAGCAUGGGGCUUCUGAUCUACGCGACAUAUUCCUCAACCUUCGGGCAUGCCUGAUUCCUGUUGUUGGAAUAAGUACAGUUAUCGAUAUAUUCCAGGUGGUUGCAGAGAAGCGCGAAUGGGCAACGGACGAGCAUACCCCAGCCGAGGUACUCGCAGAGAAAAUCGAAGAGAAAAGGAUGUGGAACGAAGUCAUGAAGCAACUUCAUGAGCCCUUCGAGGCUUUAUCGCAGAUCGUUGACCAAGGGCUAGAACAUGCUGGAAUACAACUCGAGAUCUUUCCCAGGCCAAAGGCUGCGAAGAAAGGUAAAAAGGACAGUGCCAAUGGAGAUAUUGAUGUUGAGGCGAAAGGAGGGCUAUCGAAACCUGGCGAUAGCGACUUCGCUAAGACAUUAGACGCCAAAGUGAAAAUUCUAAAGGAUGUGAAAGGGAAAGUGCUCAAAAUUUGGGCGAAGGAAAGAGGUUUAAUAGGUGACACGGAAGAGCCGGAGAGUAUGCGUGAAGGUUACUUUGAAGCCGAAGAUGACGUUGAUCGUCGCAGAGACCAAGGGCAGUUGUUCUUACUCUUAUAUAUUGAGAAACUCGCAAGUACCUUCUUGCACCAUAUGAACGAAACUGCAGAAGCAGUACAGAGUUUCGUGAUAUAUGCUGAUGAGAGAAUUGCUAAUGGCAGCAUGUCGAAGAACCACCUCAUCGUACCAAAGUGGAAGAAAUUGAGGAAAUGGGCCGCGGCUAUGCUCAAAGAUGAAGAUGCUUCUUCGGAAAACACUGCAGACCUCUUUGACUCAUCAAAUGUUGUGUAUGUUGGUGACGGGUUCUCUGAGAAGAAGGAUCCGGAACAUCUACCAGCCUCAAACUGGUUCGAACGCCUUGGCAAUGGGAUCAGAGCUAUGAACCGGUUUUUUGGUUCUCAGCAGUCUUUCUUUGGCAUUCGUGUUGCUUGUGCAACCAUGACUAUUGCCAUUGUCAACUUUCUCGAGCCUACUCAGGCCUUCUUCGUUAAGCAACGAUUGGUUUGGGCAAUGAUCAUCGUCUCAAUCUCUAUGACGGAAACAUCUGGUCAAUCCAUUUUUGGCUUCUUUUGUCGUAUAGCGGGAACAGCUGCGGCGAUGGUGCUCUCCUUAAUUGCCUGGUACAUCGUUGACAAGAACAUUCCUGGCAUCAUUGUAUUUUAUGCGCUAUUCAUAAUGUGCAUUCAUUACUUUUUCCUCAAAUAUCCCCAAUUCAUACCUGCUUGGAUGAUAUCUAUGGUUACUCUCACCAUGAUCAUCGGCUACCAACUGCAGGUUAUCAAGAUUGGUAUAGCUGUCGCUGAAUCGAACAGCCAGCCGUUUUAUCCCAUUUAUGAGUUCGGUCCCUACCGGCUGGCCACAGUGGCGGGCGGUGCUCUUGUCGCUUUCAUUUGGACCAUAUUCCCUUCACCUAUUACAGACAGGACCUGGCUACGCCGCGACUUAUCUGCGACCAUGUACCUGCUCGCGCACUACUUCACUGCCAUCAACGAAACUCUCAAGUCGCGCUUACACGACACCGGUGGCGACCCAAAUGUCAAGACAUCCCCAGCGCACAAACUCGCCAAAAUUCGGCGUAAACUGUUCGGAAAGCUUCUCCUGAUCUUACCCUCCCUGAGCCAGCACGCCAACUUCCAGCGCUUCGAGCCCACCAUCGGCGGCAAAUUCCCGCGGGAAACCUACCUCGACAUCAUCCAGCGGGCCACCCGCAUCACGUCCUAUCUGACAUUGAUAUCGCACUCGGUGACCUGGACCCCGCACCACGCUCAGCAGGACCGCGCCUGGAUCGAAGCGCUCUCGCUAUUGCUGACCGACGUCAGCUCGACCAAGGACACCAUUAUUUGUGCGCUUGCCUUGCUGUCCAACUCGCUCCUGAACGGGCACCCGCUGCCGCCUCAUAUCCCGGUGCCCAAGCCCUACGAGCUGACGAGACAGCUCGAGAAACUGAAGCUGCCCGGCUCGCCGGGCCAGAGGCCGAUGAAUCUGCUAGAUGCCAAGAACAUGUCCGAGAACGGCUAUGCCGAGUUCGCCGUGCUGCAGGUCUGCAGCUCGCUGGUUUGCGACGACCUCGAGGGUCUGAUCAAGAGUGUCGGCAAGCUGGUGGGGGUCGUCGACUUCAGUUUCCGGGUCGAGAGCAGUGCAGGAAGCCUCCGAUCUGGUAUGGCGACCGCGGUGAACACAGAUAGCGAUGCCGACAUCCAUGGGAGAGGCAAGGGCAAGCGGGACUAG